AUGGGCGGCGUAAUGGUUCAAGACAGGGACCUCAACACGGGGUUGAUUCUUAUCCGCGAUUGGUUCAGUGGGGACGGCGAGUCAAGACACAACCUCGAGCACCUGCAGUUCAAACAGGCUGCCGUAACCACCAGCAGGCGACGAAUAGCCCAGCACUGUUACAUUGUAUUGCUCGUUCUGUACGUCAAGCCGAAUGACAGACGAACUUCGAAAGCUGUCGCAGGUUCGGACGCCCAGGGUUGGACGGGGGUCGGCGUCAAGAACUCGGGAAAGAUCAUGGUGUGCUGCUACUCCCCAGGCCACAACGAGAGGAUAUCUUAUCUCUAG
Fonsecaea nubica is the source of this 327-nucleotide messenger RNA. RefSeq names its product Eukaryotic translation initiation factor 2 subunit gamma. Lineage: Eukaryota; Fungi; Ascomycota; Eurotiomycetes; Chaetothyriales; Herpotrichiellaceae. The transcript has a single exon. Gene Ontology annotation, molecular function: DNA-binding transcription factor activity. The coding region runs from base 1 to 327 and encodes 108 amino acids. The record is from RefSeq and is a predicted model, not a curated record.